Pyrenophora tritici-repentis Pt-1C-BFP is the source of this 1488-nucleotide messenger RNA. RefSeq lists its product as uncharacterized. The record is from RefSeq and is a predicted model, not a curated record. Lineage: Eukaryota; Fungi; Ascomycota; Dothideomycetes; Pleosporales; Pleosporaceae.
AUGGAGAACCCUCAGCACGAGGAGUCAAGCCGCGGCGAUACACUCCAUGCAGACUCAGCGCAAAAACCCACUAACGUGAUAGAGAAUUCUCAGCACGAGGAACCAAGCCGCGACGAUACACCCCAAGCAAACUCCGCCUUGAGCUCCUCGACUUUAGGAAACGACGUCUCGUCCAAAGCUGCCACUAGCACAUCCCCAACACCUAUCGCCAGCUCCCCUUCCGACGUCAAAACCGCUCCUUUAGAGACCUACAUUCUCAGCACCGAAGCUAAGAUAAGCCAUCUUCUCCCCACGCGUACUACGCCAGUUUUCCGUAGCUUCCCAGACUCAGAAUCUCCCACCCUCCGCAGCGACCGCGAAAACAAGAUCAUCAUAUACUGCGGCGCCUUCAACCCGCCGCACGCAGGCCAUGCCGCACUUCUUUCGCAUACGUAUUUCUCAACAGAUGCUUCCACCAUCGCCGCCCUGAUACUACCCGUAAGAACCUUGUCGGGCAAAAGCUACCUAUCAAACGCAGAUGGAAGAAACUUCCGCCUGACGUAUUCUCAGCGAUCUGAGCUCUGGCAAGACGAUCUCUUGAGCCGAUUCUCCUGGAUAUUUCCGGGUGGGGGUCAUAGAAACAUGUCAUCGUUCAUUGACCUUCUCAAGGUGUCAGUAGAAAAUGACGGGUUCAAAAUAUCUUUCUUGGAGCUAUCUGGUGCAGAGUAUGCAUACUCACUUGGUAUGAUAUGGGACAAAAACAUACCUACACGAAUUACUAGUAGUAUCACGAGGCCGGUUCCCUUCGCAGAGUCUAAUGGAGUCAAGGAACCUCAGUUGCGAAAAUUACACGGCUGUGGGCCAUGGGAAGACGUUCCGCAAGAGGAUUUGCGGUGGGAGAGUGAAGAGGAAGAAAAGCCAAAGUGUUGGCCGUGCUGGCCUUGCCACAAGAUGAGAAAGGUGUUUCCAGAAGCUUUCGACGACAAAGGCAGGCCACUACCACCUGAUUACCGACACCACGAUAUGAGCCCCGCCACAAGACCUGAUAUUCUCCUUUCCCGCUGCCACGCCGCCCCAAAGCUCCCAAAACAGUGUCAAUACAUCUACCCCGUAGUGGAACAGAUGACACGGGAAUGGGGAGAACAAGAGCAGGAACUGGAUGCCCAUCUCCUCUUCAUUCCCAGCACCCAGGAUCCAAACUCGCCAACCUUGUUCCCCGAGAUGAGCUCGACGUCGAUUAGAAAAAGGUUUCUGAAAGCCGAUACCGUGAUAUGUAAAUUUCGCGAUCAGAUGAGCGAAGAGGUGCUUAAUGUGGAUCGGUUAUGUGAAUUUCUGGACUGGCCUGUGACUGAAAGAAAUGUUAAGAGGUCGAGAGAGAGCGAUGGUGCUGGGUACGAUGAUGACGCGGCUGAGGGACUGAACACGGAGAGUGAUGACACAGUGGAUGAUAGCGCAGCUAAGAGGCUGAAGAAGGAGAGCAAGGAUGCUAGAGAUGAUAAUAGCAGCUAA